Lutzomyia longipalpis is the source of this 3532-nucleotide messenger RNA. RefSeq names its product protein-tyrosine sulfotransferase (gene Tpst). Gene Ontology annotation, biological process: peptidyl-tyrosine sulfation. The record is from RefSeq and is a predicted model, not a curated record. Gene Ontology annotation, molecular function: protein-tyrosine sulfotransferase activity. Lineage: Eukaryota; Metazoa; Arthropoda; Insecta; Diptera; Psychodidae. The transcript is spliced from 10 exons. The coding region runs from base 901 to 2166 and encodes 421 amino acids. Gene Ontology annotation, cellular component: Golgi apparatus.
CAGAGAAGUGACAGUUCGCUCUGAGAUGUGUCACUAUUUUGUGGAGUUUACGAAUAAUUUUCCUCAUUUUCCGUGCUCACAAAAUCGUGUUUGGUUCAGUUUUGGUGUUCACCUCAAAUGAUUUACAUCGCACAACCUAUCCUCGUGCUGGAGUGUCGCAGAUUCGUGUGAUCGUGAUGCCAAUUCCCUUCCUGCGUGCUUCCUUCCGGUUUUAGUGGCCACACAGUUCCUGACACACAGUGCUGAAGGAUUAAGGGUCACAACAGGGGAAUUUAGUUGGGGGAGCCCUUAAGAGGAUUCAUCGUUGUCAGCCACAUAUAGGGACUUCCACUACAUUUUUUCUGAAGAGAGAUUUGUUCAGCAGCUUCCAAAACGAUUUUCCAAUAUUUGCAUGAAAAAUUCAACAUAUGGGUGAUUAGCAGAGCUUUCGGGGCUGGAGACUUGCAUCAGAAAGCACACAGAAGUAUUUUAAAUGCAUAAAGAUGUCGAGGUAACAGGAAGCAGAGAUUGGAUUUAUAUUGAAUUUAUUUCUCACCCUUGAAUGGCAUGAAGAAUGACAAGUGCAAAGCUCGUGGAAUUGUGUUGGGAUUAGUGUUGGUGAAUUGUGUGGGUCGGGUGAGGACCGACAAAGAGUUAUGUUGCUGAUGUAGUGGAGGAAGAAGGAAUAAAAUCCGUAAAGAGACACGGAGAGUGAAGCUUUGCAAGCCAAAUAUACAUACAAAAAAAAGAGGGAAAAAUCAGAAAAAGCUGAGAAGCUCUGCGGGGCAUAAUAGGGCUCGGUGUUUAACACGGUGGGGUUCUUUUUUGGCCAAGGAGUGUGUGAGGAUAUUUAAAUUUUGAAUUUUGACACCAUUUUGGGUGGCAAAAAAAAAGGAGAGAGCCACGGCGGCAGAAGGAAUCAUGAGACUUGGAGUGAGAAAUCGACGAGCAGCCCUAUUCGGGGUUGUUUGCUUGCUUGCCGUAACAAUGGUCCUGUUUAAAUUCAGCGAGCUUCGACCGACGUGCCUCUUUAAGGACGACCAAACAGCCCCAAUGAUGAUUCGGGACGAGAAAUUCGUCCUUGGAACGGAUCAGAAGGUAUAUCCCUAUCAUAGAAAUAUGCCAUUGAUUUUUAUCGGGGGUGUUCCACGUUCUGGCACAACACUCAUGCGAGCAAUGCUCGAUGCUCAUCCGGAUGUAAGAUGCGGUCAGGAGACGAGAGUAAUUCCCCGUAUCUUGCAAUUGCGAUCGCAUUGGCUCAAAUCAGAGAAGGAGAGUGUACGACUCCAGGAGGCGGGGAUAAGUAAAGAAGUGAUGAAUAGUGCAAUUGCUCAGUUUUGUUUGGAAAUAAUUGCCAAACAUGGGGAGCCAGCAUCGAGAUUGUGCAACAAGGAUCCACUUACACUUAAAAUGGGCUCAUAUGUCAUUGAGCUUUUCCCUCAGGCAAAAUUCCUCUUCAUGGUACGAGAUGGACGUGCCACAGUGCAUUCCAUUAUAUCGAGAAAAGUGACAAUAACAGGAUUUGACCUUACGAGCUAUAGACAGUGUCUCACUAAAUGGAAUCAUGCCAUCGAAACCAUGCAUGAACAAUGCAAAGAGAUUGGCAGGGAACGAUGUAUGAUGGUUUAUUACGAACAGUUGGUGCUCCAUCCUGAGGAGUGGAUGAGAAAAAUCCUCAAAUUCCUCGACGUGCCAUGGAAUGAGAGUGUUCUGCAUCAUGAGGAAUUUAUAAAUAAACCAAAUGGAGUCUCUCUAUCGAAGGUGGAGAGAUCAUCAGAUCAAGUGAUUAAGCCUGUAAAUUUGGAGGCACUGAGCAAAUGGGUGGGCCACAUUCCUGACGAUGUGGUCCGCGAUAUGGCCGAUAUAGCACCAAUGCUAUCAAUUCUCGGCUAUGAUCCGUAUGCCAAUCCACCCGAUUAUGGUAAGCCAGACUCUUGGGUGAAGGAUAAUACGUCUAAAGUAAAGGCAAAUAAGAAGUUGUGGGAUAUCAAAGCGGAUCAACUUCUUAAUCGUAAUGAGGUCUUUGAUAAAGAUGAGAAGGAGAAUAAUUCCAAUUCGGAUGAUGCUGAGGCAGCAGCAGCACCCGAUCAGGGAAAUGGGGGUGCUGGAGAUGUGGCGGAUGGUGAUGGCAUGGCUGGGGAUGCGCCCCGAAAUGCCGGAGGUGACGAUAAUGACAUGAAAUCGUGAUACUGGACCAUUAGAAUGAGGCAUUUACAAGUAGCAUUAAGGGCGUGAGUGUGACCUUAUUUCCCAUUUAGGUUUUCUUUUUUUUUUAAAUCUUUCUCUUAUUUAUUUCACGAAAUUAACUUUUUUUUGUUUGUUAAGUUACGCGAUGUUUGAUGGAAGAAGUUUAUCGAAAGAGAGAAAAAUAAAGUGAAAAAAAAGGACACAGAGACAUAUAGAACAAAUCAUAAUGUGCAAACGCGUGUGCGAUACAGAAAAAAGCUAUAUAAAAUUGUUCACUGUGCAAUUAAUUGCCUGAUAAUGUGUGCUAUAUAAUUGUUUAAUUGAUAAAAUUAUUAAUUGCGCAAAAGAUAGGAUAAAUUUUAAAUGAACAGUAGUUAGAAUGGAGGGGUGACUUAUAAUUCGAGGAUGUUAAUGACAUUUCAGGGGGGUUGGAGUGGAUUGAUUAAAUUUUCCAUGGGGUGCUUUUUAAAUGUUUUUUAAUGGCAAUAUAGUAUAGUGAUUAUGAUGAAGCGUAAUUGACUCUUUUGAAAUUGACAAGGGUUGUCAAACAAUUAUGUGGACAUGCCAAUAAAUUUCUGUCAUUCAAAUAUGUCAAAAAUUAAUUGCAAAAGAUUUAUCUUUUACAUUUGUAUGAAUUUUAUUUGCAAAAGACCAAUACUGUGAGACUGCUAAAAAUAUAAUUGAUGUUGACAAUUUAUUUGUUAGAAAUUAUUUUGACAGGUUUGAAAAUUGACAAUGACUGAUAACUGUCAAUAAGUUAUGUCAAAAGGGAAAAUCUCUAAUCAACAGAUUUUUGCAAUAUGUAUAGAUUAAUUGCAUUUAUUUAAAAGUAUAGCAAUAAUAUUGAAGUCUCUUUGCUGUCAAAAAUUUGACAUUUAAACCAUUUGACAGAUGCAAAAUUGACAACUAAUUAAAAGUCUUGUCAAAAGAGUAAAAAAAAUAUGAAGAUUGGAAAGAAAACUUUUCUUGAUUUUCUUUUGAUCAUCAAAAGCACUCGAAAAUUGUCUUAAAUGAAACAGACAAAAUUUGUUUUCAUUUUUUUUUUCAUAUCAACACUUCAUGUCAAACUGCCAAACUUUUCCAGAGAACUUUCAAACUGAUAAUUUUCUAGCAUAUGGAAAAUUUUUCUCCAUCUCGUCCAACCUCCUUGGGGGUAAAAAAAAAGAGAAAAUAUUGUGAUUUUAUUGAGUAUGAUGAUUAUAAGGGUGGGAAAAAAAUUCAAAGAAGAAUUGAAAGCUGUCAUGAAACUAAUCAAAGUUUAAUAUUUUAUCUUUGACGAAAGAAGAAAAUCAUAUUGUACAUAUUAUCGUUAUUUGUAAAAAAAAGACGAUGAGAGGAGAUAAAAAAUUGCAUAUAAACACAUAAA